Molecule: messenger RNA, 9203 nt
Organism: Vidua chalybeata
Lineage: Eukaryota; Metazoa; Chordata; Aves; Passeriformes; Viduidae
Gene: CRTC1
Product: CREB regulated transcription coactivator 1
Biological process (GO): protein homotetramerization; positive regulation of transcription by RNA polymerase II
Cellular component (GO): nucleus; cytoplasm
Molecular function (GO): cAMP response element binding protein binding
Source: RefSeq, a predicted model, not a curated record
GGGCCGGCGCAUGCGCGUCGCCCCCCCUCGGCCGCGGGGAGGGGGAUGCGGACGGGGGAAGAUGGCGGCCUCGAACAACCCGCGGAAAUUCAGCGAGAAGAUCGCGCUGCACAACCAGAAGCAGGCGGAGGAGACGGCGGCCUUCGAGGAGGUCAUGAAGGACCUGAGCCUGACCCGCGCGCACCGGCUACAGCUGCAGAAAACCCAAUAUUUGCAACUGGGGCAGAGCCGUGGCCAGUACUACGGGGGGUCAUUGCCAAAUGUGAACCAGAUUGGGAACAGUGCCAUGGAUCUCCCCUUCCAGCACAACGGAGCUCUGGCUGAAGCCUUUGGAGCAGUUCCUGUCUCUUUGACCCCGUUCCAGUCGUCGGCGCUGGACACGAGCAGGACCACGCGGCACCACGGGCUGGUGGACAGAGUGUACCGGGACCGGAACCGCCUGGGCUCGCCCCACCGCCGCCCGCUCUCCGUGGACAAGCACGGCCGGCAGGUGGACAGCUGCCCCUAUGGCACCGUGUACCUGUCACCGCCGUCGGACACGAGCUGGAGGAGGACAAAUUCUGAUUCUGCCUUGCACCAGAGCACCAUGACUCCAGCUCAGCAGGAAUCCUUUUCAGGAGGGUCACAGGACAUGCAGCAGAAAAGAGUUUUAUUGCUGACUGUGCCUGGAAUGGAAGAAAGCUCUGAUGCAGACAAAGCCCUCUCUAAGCAAGGCUGGGACACUAAAAAGACUGGGUCAUCGAGACCCAAAUCCUGCGAGGUUCCAGGAAUCAACAUCUUCCCGUCGGCCGAGCAGGAGAACGCCGCGGCGCUGAUCCCGGGCACGCACAACACGGGCGGCUCGCUGCCCGACCUCAGCAACAUCCACUUCCCCUCGCCCCUGCCCACGCCCCUGGACCCCGAGGAAUCCGCCUUCCCUGCCCUGAGCAGCUCCAGCAGCGCCGGGAACCUCGCUGCCAACCUGACCCACCUGGGCAUCAGCUCUGCCAGCCAGGCAGGAAUGACGACGACGCCGGCCCCGUCCCAGCACCGCCAGCCCAGCGUCAGCCCCCUGUCCUUGGGCGCGGACUCGCGGCGACCUCAGUCCCAGCAAAUGUCCCCCACGCUGUCCCCGCUGUCACCCAUCACUCAGGCCGUGGCUAUGGAUGCAUUGUCCCUGGAGCAGCAGCUCCCCCCGUACCCCUUUUUCACCCAGACCAGCUCCCAGCAGCAGCAGCAGCCAGCAGUGGCCAGUUCCCUGCCCCAGACCCCCCCUCUGCUGCAGAGCUCGGGGCUGCAGAGGGGCCCCCAGCUGCCCCCUCUGUCUGUCACGGUACCUUCCACCAUCCCCCAGUCACCCCCAGGGAGCCAGAGCCAGCCCUCCAUGGGAAUUGACAUCAACUCGGCCUCACUCCAGCAGUACCGCAGUAAUGCUGGCUCCCCAGCCAACCAGUCUCCCACCUCUCCUGUCUCCAAUCAAGGCUUCUCUCCUGGCAGCUCCCCUCAACAUUCUUCCAUGCUGGGCAGUGGUUUUGGGGACUCCUAUUAUGAGCAGCAGAUGACAGCUAGGCAGGCUAAUGCCCUCUCCCACCAGCUGGAGCAGUUCAACAUGAUCGAGAACGCCAUCAGCUCCAACAGCCUCUACAGCCCCUGCUCCACCCUCAACUACUCGCAGGCUGCCAUGAUGGGACUGACGGGCAGCCACGGCAGCCUGCAGGACUCGCAGCAGCUCAACUACUCCAGCCACAGCAACAUCCCCAACAUCAUCCUGACAGUGACAGGAGUCCCCCCCAGCUUAUCAAAAGAACUGACCAGCUCCUUGGCAGGAGUGGGGGACGUCAGCUUCGACACGGAUUCCCAGUUCCCCCUGGAUGAACUCAAAAUUGACCCUUUGACCCUGGAUGGACUGCACAUGCUCAACGACCCCGACAUGGUCCUCACCGACCCCGCCACAGAGGACACGUUCCGCAUGGACCGGCUGUGAGCCGCCGGCACCUCCCGCAGGAUCCGGCCCGGGGGCUCCAUCCCGUCCAUCCCAGAGGGUCCAUCCCGUCCCGGAGGGUCCGUCCCGUCCCGGAGGGAGCAGCUGCUCCGUGUCCCCUGUACAAUGAGUAACCACAGCUUGUUGUUCUGAGCUUGCCGCGCUGCCGAGCCCCCGUCCCCGUGGCGCCCAGCCACGCCGCCCCCGAGCCGCUGUUGCCGUCCAGCAGUGAGGAGUCGUCCGGUUUUCCCCGGUUUUCCAUCGGCCUUUUCCUCCCCAGAGCCCCCCCCUUUCCCCCAGCAGAGCUCCGGCGGGGCCCCCCGGCACCAGAGAGGGGCUCGGGGCAGCCGGGCAGGGCCAGGAGGGGCUGGCAGAGCCCCGGGGUGCGGGGCUGGGGGGGGCCGUGCCCCCUGCUCCCCUUCCUUGGGAAGCAAAUCCCAGCAUCGCCGCCUUCCCCGCGGCUGCCACUCUGCUCUGUGGCACUGCCACUCUGCUCUGUGGCACUGCCACCCCGCUCUGUGGCACUGCCACCCUGCUCUGUGGCACUGCCACUCUGCUCUGUGGCACUGCCACCCUGCUCUGUGGCACUGCCACUCCGCUCUGUGGCACUGCCACCCCGCUCUGUGGCACUGCCACUCUGCUCUGUGGCACUGCCACCCCGCUCUGUGGCACUGCCACCCCGCUCUGUGGCACUGCCACUCUGCUCUGUGGCACUGCCACCCCGCUCUGUGGCACUGCCACUCUGCUCUGUGGCACUGCCACCCCGCUCUGUGGCACUGCCACUCCGCUCUGUGGCACUGCCACCCCGCUCUGUGGCACUGCCACUCUGCUCUGUGGCACUGCCACCCCGCUCUGUGGCACUGCCACUCUGCUCUGUGGCACUGCCACCCUGCUCUGUGGCACUGCCACUCUGCUCUGUGGCACUGCCACCCCUCCAGUGCCCUGCUCGUCCCCAGGUGUGUCCCCACCCUCUCGUCCCGGCCAUCCCGGCAAAGCGGAGCCGCCAGUCCCAAAAAUCCACUUCUAACACUAUUUUUUUUUUUUUUUUUUGUUUUCCCCCCGAGCUUUUUAUGGUUUUUGUUUUGUUCCGUUUUUUUAAAUAUAUAUGUAAUAUAUAUCUAUUUCUAUAUAUGGCUACAUAUAUAGAGAGCAUUUCUGAGCACACAUGAAAGUUCUAUAAUUCAUUACUUGAUUAGACAGAGGAUCAGAACAUCUUAAAGCAGCUAAAAAGAAAUAGAGACUAACCUGCAUAAUCCUAAUUUUUACUUUGUGAGAGAUUCCUGGGCAACAGGAAGGGCAUUUCCAUAGCAAUGCCAGGCUCGUAGCAUCAUGAUUUUUUAAUUUUUUAUUCUUAUUCAUUACUUAUUCUGUUACUUAUUUAUGAUUUUUUUUUUCAGUCGUUGUUGUUGUAAGUUCUUUUUUUUUUUUUUUUAUUUAAAUAUUUGGAUAUUAGGAAAGUAGCUCAACUACAUACAGCCAAUGGAAGCACUCUACAUAAUAUUUGUACAGUACUUUUUUUUUUUUUUUGUGGUUUUAUUCCAGAAAUAUAUUAUAUAUAUUAUAUAUGUAGGUAUUUUUAAACUAACUGGAAUUUUAAACAGAUGGAAUAAGCAGGAAAAAGGAAGCCUAAGGCAAGUUUAGAUAUUUUCCUUUGGAAUAGGCAAAAUAGGGUGGUUGGAACUUAAAAAUUCCUUCAUUCACCCGAGGGAAAAAAAAUCUCUUGCUCCACAAUGACCAGGAUUGAAUCCUCCAAAAUUCUAUUUCAUUAAAUGGAAAAUUGAUUAUUUCCGAUGGUCCUUGUGAAUAUUUUGUGCUGAAAAUGUAACAAAAAAAAAAAAAAAAAAAAAAAAAAAAAAAAAAAAAAAAAAUUCCAUCCAGAUUCCUCAGACUGGGAAUUGGGGGCUUCGCUCUGGCUGGCUGGAAGGUGAUUCCCACAUUUGUGGGAUGAAUGAAUUUAAAGGGCACUGCUGGAACAUCCUCAUUCCACUGGGAUCUGCAUGGGGAAAGGCAGGAAUUCAUCAGGAAUGAACAGGAUUUGGAGUCAUUAACUAAUUAACUAAUUAACUCACCCCGAGGGCGAGCUGCUCCUGGAGAGGGAGGCGCCUCCAGCCUGGGCUGGGAGCAGGAUUUUAGGGAUUCCAUUCCCUAAAAUCCCAUCCCAGUUCCCACCAGCUGGGGUUUGUUCAGCCCUUCCCACCCCUCCUGCCCCACCUGGAUUUUCCUUCUGCCUCCAGCCCAAGGAAAUCCCAAUCCUGGCACUCCCAAUCCCAAAGCUUCUCCUCUUUGGGAACAACCCUGGGCUGCUCUUAAUGAGUUCCCCCGCAAUUAAUGAGAGUCCCCCCUGCAAUUAACGACUUCUCACGGCUCUCCUGAGUUCUCCUAAUGAGUUAUACCAAGUUUCUGUGUGCUUCCAGAAAUCCCUGGGCUGGGAUUCCUGCCUGCUCUGCUGAGCAGGAGCAGCGUCGGGAUCUCCCCAGCCCCAGGGCAUCCCCUCACCUCCUGUGCCAUUUGUUGACCAUUUGCACUAAAAAAGAGGAAUUUUUUCUUGGCUUCCCUGUGUCUUUUGGUUUUCUUUGUUCUUUCUUUCUUUUUUUUUUUUGUUUGUUUUAAUUUUAUCCUCUUCCGUGCCCUCCCGAGGUUUCCCCACAUCUCUUGGGAACGUUUUGGGAUUUUUUUGGCAGGGUUUGAGCUCGGUAGGACAGGAUCACUCCUGGUGCCUGCUUGUUUCAGACCCCUCGUGCUUUUUCAGUGAAGGGAGGAGAUAAAAGGCAGCUCAAAGAGGAGGAAACCUGGAAAAAAAACAGGAGGGAUUUGGGCCCAGCUGCCUCGGAGCCCUUGGCUGAAGGUGCAGUGAGAGCUUUGUGCAGCUCCCGCCGCUCCGUGUGGGAAUUCCUGCUGGAAUGGCUCCCGUGCCUGUGCAGUCCUUGUCUGUGCUGUGUUUUCCACUCCAGAGGGAGCAGCCAGCAGGAGCUUCCUCACGGGAGCCUCGGGCAGGGAGCUGCGGCUCCUUCCCGGAUUUUUAACUCCCUGUGUAAAUAAGAGCUCUUUGUUUCUUAAGACUUGUAAGUAGACCUUGAAAAUCGCCUUAAUUUCAAACUGACACACCUUGGAUGCAACUGUCACAGUUAGGGACCCUCCAGCUGGGAGAAAUCCGGGUGUGAUCCCUCGGGAGAGGGAAGGAGCUGGGAUGUGUGACAGGAUGGGCUCCAGCUGUGGCCGGGGAGAAGCUGCUUCUCAUCCCGGCCCUGUGAGAUCCAGGGAUUCCAGCAGCUCCUGCCUUUCCCUUCCCCCAGGGGAACCUUUCAUGUGGGAGCUGCCCCAGAGGAUUCCCCCGUCCUCACUCCUUCAAAUUCCAGUUUUUGUGGCGUCAGGCUGAUCUGGAAGCAAACCCAGAGAAAAGCGUGGAGCGGAUCCCAAACGUUCCCAGAACAAAUAAUCUGCUUUUAUUUCAAAUGUAACAACCCCCUGCUCAUUCCGGUGUGUGGGGCUCCCUCCCCAGGGGUGGGAGCAGAAAGGGAAAACCAUCACUUAGCAAAGAAAAAAAAAAACAACAAAGCAAGGAGAAAAUGGUGUGAAUUGCUAUUUUGAGAAGUUUGAGUUCAGUGGUGGUGAAGCUGUCUGGUGUCUCCAGGGGUGACCGUCCCACCCUCCCUCCGUGUUUUUCUAUCUCCACAAGGAAUUAACCCCGAAUUCCCGAGCUAGACUGUUGCAUUUGCCAAUACAAUGGGGAAGAACAGGAAUAAACCCUCGGUGCACCCAAAACUGUGACUUUUUUCCAGCAGCCAGCCCAGCCCUGGCGCUGUGGGGGCUGGGGGAGGCUCCUUUCCCUGUACAUAGAUUCCCCCUCUGGGCAUGCGUGACCGGCCCGGCUCCCACGGCUUCUGCAUGGCAGGGAGCGCUUGCCAGCCCCCCCUGUGCCCCCACACACAGCCCGGGCUGGGCUCUGCCCCACCCCGGGCUGGUUUUCCAUUUUCCAGAGGGGAAAACCUUUCCAGAACGGGCCUCGGGGGCCUCGGGAGCCUCGCGGCCUCCGUGGAGGUUUCGUGGAUUAUUUGGUGAAUUCGUUUUUAGGAGCGCUCGUGGGUGAACCUUCAGCUCAGAGGGAGGUUGGGUUUGAUGGUCCUGGAGGUCUUUCCCAACCUUGAUUCCAGGAUUCUUCUCCAACCUUAAUUUGGUUUUUCUUCUCCCACCUUGAUUCGGUCGUUCUUUUCCAACCCUAAUUCGGUGAUUCUUUUCCAAACUUGAUUCAGGUUCUUUUCCAAACUUGAUUCAGGUUCUUUUCCAAACUUGAUUCAGGUUCUUUUCCAAACUUGAUUCAGGUUCUUUUCCAAACUUGAUUCAGGUUCUUUUCCAAACUUGAUUCAGGUUCUUUUCCAGCCUCAAUUCAGUGAUUCUUUUCCAACCCUGAUUCAGUGGCUCUUUCCCAACCUCAAUUCCAUGAUUCCAAGAGCAAAAGCUGCCCUGAGUUUAUCUAAAAGCAGUUUACCUAAAUUUCCCUCAAAAAUGAGCCCUUGGACCUAAAACCUUGAAUUUCUGCCAAAACAACAGUUAAGGCUUGAGCUGAGCCCUUAAGGAAAGACCCUGGAAACCCCCUCUGGACAGGAAGGAAGCAGGAAGGCCCCUCCUCCCCCUGCAGACCCCGACCUUGGCUGUUUUUUUUCGGGAGAAACCCCAAAACCAGCGCGUUUAUUCCUCGGAGCAACGGCCCCCCCGUCACUGUGAUGGCAAUGUGAAAGCGCAGGUAGCCUUUGUUACGUGUGUCUGUCCUUUUUAAAAAACAACCAGGAAAAAGAAAAAAAACCCCCAAAAAAAAAAAAAACCUCCCUCCCCUCUUAGAAUUAAACUUUGUAGUGUUCCUGUUCUUUGUAUUUUGAGUUGCAUCUUAUUUAUACGGCGCAGUGUAGGCAUGGAUUGCAUGUCGGUUUUCUAUGCGGGCACCACGACAUUCUGACUGUGUAUUAUAAAUCAUUUUUACCUUUUUAAACAGGGAAAAAAAAAAACAACAACAAAACAAACAAAAAAAAAAAAAAACCACCAACAACAACAACACAACAGAAUCAUUGUGUGGAAUUUCUAUACUGCAAAGCCAAACACUACAUGGAGUCCUCUCUUGGUUUGUGUUAUUUAUUUUCCGAGGCGGUUGGGGCGGGCGGGGGGCGGGCGGAGCCGUGUGUGCGUUGCCUUAUGUGGGCUUGACCAAUUUUAUCAAAAUAAAGGCCUGAAGGGGUAAAAUCCGCUGGCUCUUGUCUUCAGGGGGUGGAGGGGUGGGAUGGGAAAAGCGUGGAAAAAAGGGAGAGAAUCCCGUGGAAAAAAGGGAGAGAAUUCCGUAGAAAAAAGGGAGAGAAUUCUGUGCAAAAAAGGGAGAGACUCCCCUGGAAAAAAAGGGAGAGAAUUCCAUAGAAAGAGAGAAUCCCAUGGAAAAAAAAAGGAGAGAAUCCCAUGCACAAAAGGGAGAGAAUUCUGUGCAAAAAAGGGAGAGAAUCCCAUGGGAAAAAAAGAGAAUUCCAUGCGAAAAAGGGAGAGAAUUCCAUAGAAAAAAGGGAGAGACUCCCCUGGAAAAAAAGGGAGAGAAUUCCGUAGAAAGGAGAGAAUCCCAUGGAAAAAAGGGGAGAAUCCCAUGGAAAAAAAGGGAGAGAAUUCCAUGCAAAGAAGGGAGAGAAUCCCGUGGAAAAAAUGGAGAGAAUUCUGUGGAAAAAAGGGAGAGAAUUCCGUAGAAAGGAGAGAAUCCCAUGGAAAAAAGGGAGAGAAUCCCAUGGAAAAAAAGGGGGAGAAUCCCAAAGGCAGCUGGGCCAUGUGGGAAUUGCUCCUGGGAGUGAAGAGCAGGGGGUUGAGUUUGAAUUGUAGAAUUCCAGCCCUGGAAUCCUGGACUAUCCCCAGUUGGAAGGGACCCACAGGGAUCCCAUGAUCCCGGAACAGUUGGGGUUGGAAGGGCCCUCUGGAGACCCAGAGCAGGGACACAGGAGCGUGUCCAGGUGGGUUUGGGAUGUCCCCAGGUGGGUUUGGGAUGUCCCCAGACCCGGCCUGGAGCUGUUCCAGGCUUUGCCGCCUCCAUGGGAAGUUCUCCCCCUGUGGAGGUGGAACUGGGAGCGUUGUCGGGACACUCCGGAGCCGUGGUGGCCUUGGGGACAGGGACAGGGACAGGGCAGGAACAGGGACAGGGACAGGGCGGGGACAGGGACAGGAACAGGGACAGGGCAGGGCCAGGCAGCUCUGAGGGCCCGGCUGUGCUGGUGGCUUUGGGUCAGACCUAAAACUGUUGGGUUUUGAUGUCCUUUGGGUCAAGUUUCUGGUGUUUUCCAUCAUUUCCUGUGCUGGUGAGUUGGGAUGGAGCUGACCUUGGAGCUGGGGUUGGCCACGGGAUGGUUCUGUCUUGGGGUCCUUGAUUUUCCCACCCAGUGUCCCAACCCCUGAGGGGACAAGGGACACACCCAGGCCAGUCCACGCUGGUGUCACCUCCUGGUCCACGUGAGCCACUGGAGAAUCCUCCAGUCCCUAAUCCCAGACAGAGCUGGGAUUGCUCAGUGCUCGACCAUCCCCAGGGAUUCCUCAAUCCUGCUUUUCUCCACUGUGGAUUAGGAGGAAAAAAGGGAUGAGAAGUCUCCAUUCUAAACCUAAAAAUGGUUUCUGUCACUGGAGUUAGGGGAGUUGUAAAAUUCCUGAAGGAAAAACCAACAGGCUUGAACUUGCUUGUAGAAAUUGAGUUCAAUUAUGACAUAAAAAGGGAAUUUUUGGAAUUCAGCCGGCAGGAAAAGCCCUUCCCAAAUAUCCUGCCUUCUGGCUGAUGCCACCUUUGAAAGGAAAAGGUUCAGUUUGGCUCACAUUGGGGAUUUUUAAGGUAUUAAAUGAGGAGAUAGAAGUGAUGUUUCCAUCCUUGCAGGAAUAUUGAAGUUCUGUGAUAUUUGUGGGGUGAAUUUUGGGGGGUUUGAGGCUCAUUAAACCAAACCUUGCUGGAUCCUGAAUAUUCCUGGCAGGAGGGGCCAGGGUGGGGCAGCAUCCCCUGGACAUUCCCAGCCCUGGGCACCUGAAAAACCCUGAUAAAACAAACAAAAAAAAAAAAAAAAAAGUGGAAAACUGAUGUUGGCUUUAAGUGUUUGCAACCAGACCCGAUGUGAAAACGCAGCUCAGCUCCGUGUACAUCCUCUCCCACCUUGAUUUUUUUUGUGUGAAGGCUUCUCUGUCUUUGUAUCUUUGCAUUCUUUGUAAAGGAAAUGGAAUAAAAGUUCAAAUGUUUUUGCCUCUGGCU